Molecule: messenger RNA, 13379 nt
Organism: Cyanistes caeruleus (blue tit)
Lineage: Eukaryota; Metazoa; Chordata; Aves; Passeriformes; Paridae
Source: RefSeq, a predicted model, not a curated record
AGUGAAGACACUCCUGUAACCCUCGCCUGCCAGGAAGGCAGGCGCUGCAGAAAAUCCACUCAUCGCAGAGCAACUCCAGUCGGUGCAAAAGGGGAGGAGAACCUUUGUUCUUUGUGCUGUAUUUAUUCACAAAGAGAAGUUGUCUUUGGCAUGUGUGCUUGGCAGCAGAGGAUUCCCGUUUUUUAUCCUGCGGAGCUGCUUUUUCUUGUCGGUGUUGCGGACAAAAUUGAAGAAGCACAAAAACAACUUAAUGGAACAGAAGACCAACAGAGAGAACUCACUGAUGCUGGUACUAGAGGAACCCAAGAUACAAUUAAGGGUGUGAAAAGAAAAAAGAUUGUGUCUGAAAACCAUCUUAAAAAAAUACCAAAAUCGCCUUUGAGAAGCCCUGCUGAAGCCAAGGUUAAGCAAAAUGUAGACCCUUCACCGCUUAAAGCUCUUCCGGAUGCCUCUGAACAUGCCACAGUACAGGAUCACCUGCCUGUGCAAAAUGGAAAUCAAUGUACCAAACAAAAUGGGGGAGCACUUAGCAGUGAGAUAAGUGUUGAAACAACCAAAUCUGAGACAUCAAUGCAGACAAAGCUUUCACUGACUCAUCAGUCCUUAGAUUUGUGUAGACAGGCAGCGGGGGAUACUCAUGCAAACCAACUGAACUCAGCAGAGAGGAAGCCUCCCUCAAACUCCUCAUCAAGUAAUACAAAGACUGACAGUAAUGAAUGUAUUAAUUUUGUUGAUUGCGGCACGUCGUCCCCAUGCGCGCGUACUGCAUUCGAUGUCUUACUAAAAGCUAUGGAGCCCGAACUGAACACCUUAGCACAAGAGUGCCCCCCUUAUGGGAUGCAAAUAGAGAAACUGAGACCAAAUAAAACUGUAAGCACCUCUUCUAGCCUCACGUCCAAUACAAUAAGUGUCCAAAAUCAGUCUGCUUUGUCACAGCAAGAGUUUGCGGCUGGACCUCACUAUUACCCGUGUACGUUGAACAAUGUGCAUGUAGCAACAACAGCCAAGACUGGACAAGCACAAGGCCAAUCAGUUUCUCAUUCACAAGACCUUAUUACUAAAACCAGUCAGCAAAAUCAUCAGGUUGUUAUGUGUCCAAGUUUAACUAGGUCGCUGGUGCAACAGCAGAGUCAAGAAAACCCCAAGCUCCAGCAGAUCUACAGCAUAGCAGUAACUUCGUCUGUCGUCACCUCAUCUUCCACUGUAACUCAGGUUUUCUCUCAAAACCCAUUAGUAGCUAGUUCAUCUUCACCAUUGUCAAUUAACACAUCAAGUUCAACACACUUGUCUAUAGGUCCUGUGUAUAAUUCAGCCCAGAUAGCAUCAGUUGUAAACCAUGGUGUAGAACAAAUAUGUAACCUCUUGAAAGACCAGAAGCCUAAAAAGCUAGGGAAGUACGUCUGUGAGUAUUGCAAUCGGGCCUGUGCCAAGCCCAGUGUUCUCCAAAAGCACAUCCGAUCCCAUACUGGAGAACGACCAUAUCCUUGUGUGACGUGUGGGUUUUCAUUUAAAACCAAAAGCAAUCUCUACAAGCACAAAAAAUCUCAUGCACACGCUAUCAAACUUGGACUUGUCCUACAACCAGAUUCAGGUGGCCUCUUCUUAUCUCAUGACUCAGACAAAGCACUUAGCAUUCAUUCAGAUGUGGAAGAAAGUGGUGAAAGUGAAGAUGAAGGCACUGCAGAUGAAAGACAAGAUGAUCAAGAACUGGAACCUACACAAUUAGUGAAGGUCAUUUCGAGUGCAGAAACACUGCAGAAAGGAAGCCCUAUUCCAUUAAGCAACCCAGACUGUAUACCAGGUGACUCUUCAUUACAUGAUGCAGAACCUCAAGUAAGGGCAGCUUUACCAAAAGUAGUAGUUCAUCCUGUAAAUGUUUCUCCAUUGAGGGCUGAUAGCCCAAAAGUGACAGAGCCAGCACCUGAGCUUGCUGCAGCACAGAGAAAAGGAGAUUCUAAAGUCACAACUCUUCAGUCAAAUUUAACACAUACAGCCUCAUUCAAGGAGAAUGACAUAAAGCAGCAUCAGAAAGUAGAAGCAGGCCUGUUAGAGGAACAACCAGUAUCUACAGGAGGACCAACACAUGCUCAACUCCAGAGACAACAGGCAACUGAUGGUUCUCAAGAUCAGCAAGGAAAAUGCCUUUUGAGUCCCAGAAGUUUAGGCAGUACUGAUUCCGGUUAUUUCUCUCGUUCUGAAAGUGCCGAUCAAACAAUGAGCCCUCCAGCUCCCUUUGUAAGGGGGUUGUUGACCUCUGAGAAAGAUACAAAUAAAAAUCUGCCUUGUGUGCCACGAGCUAGUGGCAUGGUAGCAUCAGUGGUACAAACUGUUUGUGUUGAAAAAAAUAUGGUUCUCUCUGGCCAAAUGCGACCUCCCUUGGCAACAAAAACUCUUGAGGAGCGUAUCUCAAAGUUAAUUUCUGAUAAUGAAGCUGUUGUGGAUGACAAACAGUUAGAUAGUGUGAAACCAAGAAGAACAUCUCUUUCAAGAAGAGGAAGCAUAGAUUCACCAAAAUCCUACAUAUUUAAGGAUUCUUUCCAGUUUGAUUUAAAGCCCAUGGGAAGAAGAACUAGCUCAAGCUCUGAUAUACCAAAGUCUCCUUUCACACCCACUGAGAAAUCCAAGCAAGUUUUUCUUCUUUCUGUACCAUCCCUGGACUGUUUACCUAUAACACGAAGUAAUUCCAUGCCUACCACCAGUUACUCAGCAGUUCCUCCUAAUGUCAUACCUCCCUCUCAUCCCCUUCGAGGAAGCCAGUCAUUUGAUGAUAAAAUUGGUUCUUUAUACGAUGACGUUUUUGUGUCAGGACCUGCUACUCCACUGAACCAAGGCGGACAUCCUCGGACCCUGGUUAGACAGGCAGCAAUAGAAGAUUCUUCUGCUGGUGAAAGCCAAGGUCUUGGACCAGUGCGGUCUGUAGAAGAAAGUUAUCUGGGGUAUAAUAUAUCAAAUGAAUCCUUACUGCAAAGGAGCAAAUCUCUGGCACAGGGAUCAAAUUUAGAAAAAACAAAGAAGUCCCCUCAGGUGCGAGGAACAAUGUUUGAAUGUGAAACCUGCAGGAACAGAUAUAGAAAACUGGAAAAUUUUGAAAACCACAAGAAAUUUUAUUGUUCAGAGUUGCAUGGACCUAAAACUAAAGCAGCAGUCCGAGAGCCUGAGCACAAAACUGCUCCAAACAGUACACAGCCUCAAAUUCUACACUACAGAGUCACAACUUCAACUGGUGUCUGGGAGCAGACACCCCAGAUAAGGAAAAGAAGGAAAAUGAAAAGUGUUGGUGAUGAUGACGACCCACAGCAAAAUGAUACAAGCAUACCAUCAAAGAACACGGAAGGCCAAAGCAAACCAGCAAAUUCUUCCAGUAUGUCAAAACACAGUGCCACAACCGUGGUAGGAUCACAACAACCAAGCAAACUUCUGCUUCAGAAUUCCCAAAUUCAGCUUGUGGCUCGUGGCACAGAUCAGACUACUGAGCCAAAGAUGACUCCACUCAUUGAAAAGCAGACAAGUUCAGCUGUGCAAGAAAAGGUGGAGUUGAAAAGACAAGGGACUGGCAUUUCAGUAAUACAGCACACGAAUUCACUGAGCAGAAAUAGCUCAUUUGAGAAAUCAGAGUCCUUUGAAAGAGUAUCGCCAGUUUCUUCUCAAGAGCCCAACAAGGACGCAAAGCACCGCUCUUUGAAUACAGUUGUAAUCCAAGAAGACAGACGCUCUCAUCUGAGCAGUCCCCAGCGUCACCAACCCUUGUUGUCAGAACCACCUCGAGGGGAAGUUCAGGGAAGCCAGCUAGUUUCUAAUGAGAGAAGUGCACCACUUCAGCCAUCAAGACUCGUUCGCCAGCAUAACAUCCAGGUUCCUGAAAUACUGGUCACAGAAGAACCAGACAGAGAGCAAGAACACCAAUGCAGCGACCCAGAAAAGACAGAAAGGUUUAACUGGCCACAGCGCAGUGAAACCCUGUCAAAAUUGCCAACAGAAAAGCUUCCACCGAAGAAGAAGAGAAUUCGGUUGGCUGAAAUGGAACAUUCAUCUGCUGAAUCGAGCGUUGACUCCACACUUUCCAGAAGCCUAAGUCGGGAGAGUAGCUUGUCUCAUGCUUCCAGUUUCUCAACUUCACUUGAUAAAGAUGAAACUUUAAAGGCUGAGAACCCUUCCAAAGCAGAGCCUGUUAGUAAGUCGUCAGAAUUCCUCAUGAUUCCUGCUGGCUCACACGCACUGGCAGUGCCCGGACCUCAUUACCGGGAAAUGAGACGUGCUGCCUCAGAGCAAAUCAGCUGCACACAGCCCUCAAUGGAGGUUGUGGACUACAGGAGUAAGUCUUUCGACUGUGGAAGCAUGUCUCCAUCAAAAGCUAUCCCACUCAUAGAGGUAGCCACUCCAAAAGUGUCAUCUGCAAAUGGAGCUGCUGGACACGUGCCUCUGCUAGAAAGGAGGAGGGGGCCAUUUGUAAGACAAAUAUCUUUAAAUAUUGCUCCAGAAAAUCAACAGCCUCAAGUGAAAUCGACUUCUUCAUUGCAGGCAGCUCAUGCCGCAGAUGGGCCCACAGUGCCACAGCACAGGUUGCAGACCUCUGGCAAAUCCUCGGUGGAGUUUCCUUCAAGUACUCAGCAUUCACAGACUAACUCCAGGCCUCAUUCAGCGAUUCAGAAUUGUAAUCCUGUUAGCCUGUCAUCGGCUCAGCAGCCUCUAGAUCACAUGUUGAAUAAUCAAGGCCAGUUAUCCUUGACUCAUCAGCCUUCCCAGCCAUCUACUAAAACAUCAGCCCAAGGGGAGCAAGCAAGCACAAACUCGCUUUCUUGUCAUUCUGAUGAAAAAAAGGACUGUUUUGCUCCAAAGUAUCAACUUCAAGUUAAAACCUUACAUAUAGGUCAGCCAUAUUCUUCUAAAUUGCUCAAAAAUACUUUAUCAACUCAGACUGGUUCGAGUCAAGUUGGGGUGGACCAGAAUGCAUCCUCCUUUGAAGUGCAGACAAAACUCUCUGACAUGUCUAAUCCAUACUCUGUGCCUCCUCUAAAGCAAAUUGUUCCCAAUAACUGCAGCAGUCAGAUACAUCAGAUUCCUCCUUUUGUGGUUCCUGUCCGUAUUCAGAGCAGUGUGCCAUCCUAUGGCUUUGCAACUGUUACACCCCUGCCUCACAUUUUAGUGACCCAGGAUCAGGGAAAUCAGUCCAUCUGCAAAACGAAUGCUGUGACAGUGCCAAUGCUUGAAGGCAAAACUCAGCUGCCAAAAUCUCACAAAGAUCAUCAGAGGACUUUGCCAAAUUCAUUUGAAUUUGAGAAUUCACCACCGGAAAGUGGAACCAGAAAUUCACCUUUAUCAAGCUCUUUGAAUAUCAAUCAGAAAGAGCCAGUUAGCGGGCUCUUCCCUCAACCAGAAGUUACAGCUUCAAGUAAACGAAUGCUUUCCCCAGCAAAUAGUUUAGAUAUUGCCAUGGAAAAACAGCAAAAACGUGUUAAGGAUGAGAGUGGAGCUGCUUGUAUGACAGAUGCUAGACCAUUGCAUUCACUGAACGUUAGAUCUAAUGAGCCUACUACUAAGCAAAAGAAACCAGUUUUGGUAAGACAGGUUUGCACCACAGAGCCUCUUGAAAAUCACCUCUUGGAUCCUGAUGUUGUUACACAGCAUGAAAAAAGCAGCAAGGCCAGUACUUCAGACCUGCCUGACCAUCAAUCAUCUGACACUGGGGUUUCAGAAACCCCAAAGAAGUCACCAGAAUCCGAAGACCUUAAGUCUUUUACAUCACCGGUGUUUGUAGUUAGGAAACCUUCUGAAUUGUCUCCAGUGAAUAGCCAGAGUUCUCUUCUCAAGGCUGUAAGUAGCAGCCAAGAAAGAAGGUCUCCACCAAGUAACAGUAAUGAGAGCACCCAUGUCAGCAGCCCGGGCCAAGCAAAGCCUGUAGCAACACUGGCUGUGAUGAAUGCAGGAGAAAUGCAGAGGCUGUCGUUUCCAAGCCUCAAGACCACAACAAAUUUUACCUGGUGUUACCUCAUGAAGAGAAGACCAUUGCAUCUGCUGCAAAAUGAUCAAAAAAUCUCUGCCUAUUCUACAUGGACCAUUAGCCCCAAUAACCCAAAUCCGCUUGGUCUGUCGACAAAGGUAGCUCUCUCCCUCCUCAAUUCCAAACAAAAAGUUGAAAAACCACUGUACACUCUAGCAAGAACUACGCACCCCAGAUCUGAUGUAUUGGUCUAUUCAAGCAAAUGGAAGAGCAGCUUGACCAAGAGAGCAUUAAAUAGGAAAAAAUUGACUCCAACUGAAUUCAGCAAUAAGGAAAACUCUGAAUCAAGCACUGAGCAUGAUAAAGAAAACUCCUUUAUCAAAACUGUACCAAGAAGAGUUAAAAUAUUUGAUGGAGGGUACAAGUCAAACGAAGACUAUGUGUAUGUGAGAGGGAGAGGGAGAGGGAAGUAUAUUUGUGAGGAAUGUGGAAUACGUUGCAAGAAGCCCAGCAUGCUGAAGAAGCACAUUCGCACACACACCGAUGUCCGUCCUUACCACUGCAAUUACUGCAACUUUUCCUUCAAAACUAAAGGAAAUUUAACAAAGCAUAUGAAGUCAAAGGCACAUAGCAAGAAAUGCAUGGAUUUGGGAGUCUCAGUAGGCUUAAUAGAUGACCAGGAUGGAGAAGAAGAAUUUGGUGAGAAGCAAAGGUUUGGCUAUGACCGGUCAGGAUAUGAUGUGGAGGAGUCUGAUGGUGGCGAUGAGGAUGAAAAUGACAACGAGGACGAUGAUGAAGACAGCCAGGCUGAGUCAGUGCUAUCCACGACACCCUCGGUGACUGCCAGCCCCCAGCACCACCCCUCUCGCCACGGCCUGCAGGAUGCCGCCAGCACCGACGACGACAUCAGGCUUCCAGACUGCUUCACUGGGGCUCACACGGACUCGAUGGAUGGUCUCCCAAAAGCACUGCUGACCAAGAUGACUGUCCUUAGCACAGUGCAGUCGGUCAGCAGGACUUCCAGGUCGCCAGCAGAGUCCACCCAUCAGGAAGCACAUGAGGAGAAAGCCCAGGAGAGAGGAGUGGAUCCCUGCGGUGCUGAUGCGGCACUGACGGACAUCGCUCCUGCAUCUCCAGGUCGCCAGAUGUCUGUGGAUUACCCUGAUACAGAUACAGCCUUGGGCCACUCCUUAGUAUCAACAGCAGCUCUUACAAAGAGCAUGCCCUCCAUCAGCUCCCCGUCCUCGCCGGCAGACCAAAGCGUGCCGACGACGGCACCAUCACCCUACACCGAAAUCCCGGAGGAGAAGCCGGCUGCCGAGCCGAGAGCUCCCCAGACUCACCUCUUCAGCCACCUGCCUCUGCACUCACAGCGGCAAGCCAAGGCUCCCUACGGCAUGGUGCCGGUCGGGGGCAUCCAGGUGGUCCCUGCCGGCCUGGCCACCUACUCCACCUUUGUUCCCAUCCAAGCAGGGCCAGUGCAGCUCACUAUCCCAGCUGUGAGCGUGAUUCACAGAACUACCAGCGCCCUUGGCGAGACGGGCGGCACGGCCGCCGGCACCGCCACAAAUCCUGUGGGAGUCGCCGAGGUGAACAGCAUGGUGCCGUGCAUUCCCAUCGGCCAGGUGAGCAUGCCGGGCAUGCAGGGGCUCGGCACGCCCAACCUGCAGCCUCUGCCACCGCUGGGCAUGGAGACAGUGAACAUCCUGGGCCUGGCAAAUACCAACAUCGCCCCGCAGAUGCGCCCUCCGGGAAUUACCCUCAAUGCCGUGGGCCUCCAGGUGCUGACGGCUGGUGCGGCUCCGCAGGGCACCCCCAGCCCGCAGGGACACCUUCCCGGCCUGCAGAUCCUCAACAUCGCCCUGCCGACCCUCAUCCCCUCCGUCAGCCCCGCCAGCACCGAGGGGCACGGAGCCUCCGAGGCACCCACCGCAGGCUCCAAAGCCGGCGAGGUCCAGCUGGAGCCAGCUGCUGUCGGCUUCCCCGCAGCCGAGACCGGCCAGGCCGGCCGGGAUGCUUCUCCUCAGGCAGCGGCUGGCGGCCAGCGGUACGGCGGGAAGAGCCAUCCCGAGCCCACCCCGCUGACCAGCCCCGCUGGUCCCGGGAAAGCUGACCCUGAAAAGACGGACCUCGCGAACCCCAGCAAGCCAAAGCGUGACCUCCCUGCCCUCCAGGUGAAGAGGGCUGCCCCAGCAGAGCCCCGCUCCAAGGUGAAUCCCAACGCGUUAACCAAGUCCCCGGUCCACCGAACUGUCACCCCGGACAGACAGGUGUUUUGAAGACAUCAAGGGCAAGAGAUGGCAGCAUAUCUUGAAGAUUAAAAAUGACAUGACAACAGAUAUGUCAAAAAGAGGAAUGUUAAGACAUGUCAUUUGGUAAGUUCGUAACAGGACAACAGGGAGAAAGGACCAAGAGUGGGUACGUAAGGCCCAGAAGAUGGGAGUUGCUUCUGGGGAUGUAAAGCUGCAGGUCAAGAGAUCUGAGAGGACAAAUACUGAAUCAUCACUUACCCAGGCAAAGCAGAUAAGCCACAUUUGAAGCAGGAACUCUACUAUGAGCAGGUAGUUUCAGAUGUAUCUAAUGUUCACAUCAAGGUUGUGAGGAAAUCACAGUUUUCUAAAAGACUGUGGUCCUGAAUAUUACACUCUUUCCCUUCCCUCUAGGAUAUUUCCAAAUGGAUAUUCCUUGAGUUGCCUCUACACCUUGUGCAGCAAGAAGAAGAAACAAACUAGGAGUGUGACCAGACCUGAGAGAAGGUUAAACUCUGUAUCUCUCUUCUGUUAGUGCCUGUAACCAACAUCUAUAUAUAUAUAUAUGUCAGCACACACGGGUGUCCUGCAUGAGCACAAGCCUGUGACUACUGCAUUAGCAAUUACAUUUUCAUUCAGAAUUAAUUCCUUUUGUCUUAAAUUGUGUUGUAUCUUUUAUUGUCUUGUCCAGAGUCAUCAGUGAUGGGGAAAUCAUGUUCCCCUUGCCACAAGGAUCCUUCUGGUCAAAGCAGUAGCAAACGUUUGAGAGACCUGCCGGUGCAGGAUUAGGCUGCAUUUCAGAUGGUGUGAAUUACCACAGCUGAACUGGAGUAAAUAACACCGGGCUGUUUACUCAGGGAUCAGUUUUUAACGACUCUGUCAGACACCCUCUGGCAAAUCCAGCACAGCUGUUUAAACAAUAAAAAAGCCAGAACAAGUGUUGCUCCUCAGUGUACCCAGGCACAUUCUGGCAUCUUCUCACAACCUAUUCCCAUCAGGAGGAUGCAAGCAGGUGCCAGUUAAAGCCUGGGUACAAAUGCAGCCAGAGUACAGACACGGCACAAUCAGCUUCUGUGGGAUCUGUGCAGAUGCUUCCCUGUGAUCUGCAUAAGCCCUCUCUAGAAGAAUUGACCAGUGUCCUGUAGCUCUUUUCAAUUUUUCAAUCUUCCUUGGUUUCUCAUUGCAGUACAUGAUGUUUGCUGGUGACAUGGGUACCUGAUCUUGGAGGCAGCAUGUCCAUAUAAUAAUAAAAAUAAUGGGUUUGGAACAUGAACUCUAUUAAAUGUGUCUGUGUUUCCCGUUGGGGUUUUAAUAAGCUACAGCAUGGCCUACCUGUCACUUCUUAGGUCAAGAACUAAACCAGAGACAGGCAUGUUCAAUGUACCUGGCCUCAGAUCUCUUGACUUGUAGCAUUACAUUCCCAGAUGCAACUCCCAACUUCUGGACCACAGCUGAAAUAACACCAAUUUUGUAGGUGCAGGGAUGCUCUGCCCUGCUUUGGUUACUGCUGCUGUAUACACCUUUGCCCCUUUUCUUUCUCAAGUAACUUGCUGAGCUUCAGGUUGCUGUAAAUUAUGCCCUGAGGCUGAAGCAGCCCACAGUUGGUCCAUAUCAGCCAGUCCCCUGCCAGAAAGUCUGACAGCAGUGUUUUGCAUACAAAUUCAAGUGCCCAUCAAAUGCAUUUCAUCUCAGACAACUUACGUAGGCUGAGCACAAUAUGGGCCACCUCAAAGCCAGAGAUGUACCAUGAAACAGACAUACCAUGCCUUACACUUGGCUAAACCACUUUGUAUGGUUUCUUAACAGAUUUAUCUUGCCUUGAGUUUACUGACAUGUGGUUAAACAGAAUAUAAAAUUAAUUUGUCACUAUAUAACUUCAUCCAGAAGUUCUCAUUUUUUGCAAGAUAAUCCUCACUAAGCUUUCAUAAACAUUGUAGUUUAAACCCAUAAACUGCCUUUGAAACAUGUGUUUAACAUUGGGACAGUUUCAUCAAAACAAAAAAUCCUCAGUUUUAGCAUGAGUGACUUGCCAAGAGUCAUGGAAACCAAACAACCCACAAGUGAGAGUGCUCACUCAAGAUACCUUCAGCUGACUUAUCUGAUGGGCCACUGCUUCAGUUGCUUUGGAAAGAUCUUCUGAGACCAGUAUGACCAUCUUAUAGCAGGGAAUCCUUUCCUUGCUUUCCUGGUUUUUCAUGCAAGCAGAAAGUGUCACCCAUCUUAGGUGGCUUCUGACCAGUCUCUAAUUGUAAAUGUUACACUAUGAAUGACUGAAAGAAACAUGGCUAGAAUUGUCUUCCCAUGUUUUUAGGGAAAUUUCUGUUCCCUGUAAGGAGUCUCAGAUCGUCUUUAAAAUUGAUACCUAAAACCAAAGACUUAACACUAUUUCUGGCUCAUAUCUUCGAGAAUAAGACCCCUGUCUUAGAUCUAGACUGGAUUGUUCAUUCUAAGUUACUGACUUAGGGUGAAAACAAGCUACUUUAAAGUACUUCAGAUUGAUUAUUAGGUAAUUUUAUAUGGAAUGUUCGUGGGUGGAUGAGCAUACAGCAACAAGGGUGUAACAGCCUGUAAUUCAUUGAUUUGAUGUUCAUGUUUCGUUCCAGGAAUGAUAAAUUACAAAAAAGAAAGAAAAAAAAAAAAGGAAAACAAAAAAAAAGUGGUGUUGCCAUUCAUGUUUGUUACAUUUCUCCUCUUUAUACUGAACAGACUGCUCAAAAUGUUAGGAGGUGACUGGUGAUUUUCAGAUAUUCCAUGAGAUCUGAGGAAACCAUGCUAGCUGAAAGAUGGCAAGGCUUUACAUUCCUAUGGUUCAGUCAUGGAAACAAAACCUAGAGUUCUAAGAUGAGUCAAUUAGCUAGGCAUGCUUAGUUUUCUUUGGUAAUUGUAGGCUUGUUUUCCCCAAUAAGGUCAAAUGUUAAGGCUUGUUUGGUUUUGUGGCUCUGCUCUUUAGUGUAUUUGAAAUCCAUUACCAUGCUGAGGCAUUUGUGCUGGAAAUGGGCCAGCUGAAGGCUGUUUGUAAAGUCAAAUGCCCCCAGCAUUUCCUCUUUUUGUUGAGUUUAGGCAGCUACAACAUCCCUUUGGGCUUCAGAAUUUCCAUUUGCAGGUCGUUCAGGUCUAAGGUGUUUUGGUGUUGGUACCUAAAUACCUUAGGGUUGGAUUUUUCCUUCUGAGAAGGAGAGAAAUGUGACACAGUUCCAGCUGUAUAAUGAAUAGUAAGCUCUCCAUUAGAAUCACGGACCACUAAGAGCCAUUUGCCACCUCAUCAUCUUCCUGCUCCAGAUCUAGGUGUGGAAGUGAGUUCAGAGCCCACUUGUUGGCACAGGACUCAUCCUCAUUGCAGCCCCACUUUCACGAGGGGCUUUUCACGGGGUGCCCAUGGAAGGCAAGAGUAAUCCCUGGGCAUGAACAUGCAGUGAGGGACACAGCGUGGAGGGAGCAUCACCAAGAACAUCCACCCACCUCCCAGGAGCACAAGGACAGGGUGCACCAGUAGGGAUUUUGCUGUGCAGAAGCAGAUUUUGAAAAAGGAAUUUGUCAUCAUUGCAGGAGGGUUGGAAUAGAUGACCUUUAAAAGGUCCCUUCCAACUCAAACAUGAUUCUGUGAACAGUAUCUACCCAGACCUGAAGCACUUGAGUGGAAAGCCAUCAUCUUGAGACUUAACCCCUCCCAUCCCUUAUGAUCAAGGAAAAUCAAGUCAAAAUGAAGGAUUAAAAGGCAUCUUUUGACAGAAAUUUUUGACUAAUCAGAAGGAAUUUUGACAAGCCAAAAUUCCCUGUUUGAACAGCAAAUUACUACAUCCCCUAAUUCUGCUAAUGUUCAGACGUUCCCCAGCCUGAGCAGCUGCCCUUGUGGCACCCAGCUGUCCUGCACAGGAUCAAACAAGGUAGUAUCCUUCAGGAACACUAUGUCCAGAGUGAUCAUACUGUUUGUACAGCCCAAUCACAAGGCCAUCAUCCUGAACACAGGAACACAAGGAGGAGGAGAUGGUGCUGCCCAUUUCUUCUUCGCUCAGCUACUGACACCGCAGUGGUGGCAGUCUCUGCCACCAAGAGGUGCCAGGGAAGAUGCAGUCACCAUCCUCUAGUGCAGUACCAGCUCCCUCCUCAUCAGCCAGGGACUACACAGCAAGGGAGUUCAUGUACCUCAGGUCUCUGGGUGAAAGGACACAUCCAUUUGUUACACCUCCUUCCCAGGAGGCUGCUCCAAGCUCCUGUGCUCUGGCCAGGCCAGCUGCAGGCACUUGCUGGCAGAAAUGAGGCCAGGAGAGGAGAAAGAGGGAAAGAUAAACCAAGCUGCAAGACAGAGCAAGCCAGGGAGAGCAUGGCAUUGUAACCAGGCUGUUGGGUGGUUUAGGCGCAGGAAGGCAGCUGUUGUAUUUCAGACCUGUUACCCAGUGUUAGGUGUGUCCCUAGUUUGCAAAAACAGUCUAGGUGCCAGAACAGAAGCAAAUGUUGAAACAGUGCCUCUUUGCAAAACAGAAGUCAUGUUUUCAUCUGGACACCAGACAGUUUUGCUCCACCAAAAAAUCAAGUGGGUGGUUCAGAAACCAUUUUUUACAGUUAGAGGUUUAAAUUGUGUUUCUCUCUUUUUUUAUUCCCAUACCUAUAAUGAUCUGUGGCACUUUUCUUAUUUACAGUGUUUCAGAGCAAGAGCUCACACAGCUAAUGCUGAUUAAUUCUGCUGGACUGGGCAGCUGGCUCCCCUGUGGAUAUCCUGUUUUCCUGUGAAUCAUCGCUCCUUCUUGAGACAUCCUCCAACUCAGAUCAAAGGUCCUGAAUGUAUUAGAUAUGAAGACAUCAGACAGCUCGAACAAAUUAGAGAAGACACACACAAAGAAACGUGUCCCAGCUUCUCCCGCCUGUCCUGCUGAAAACUGGCACAGUGAACACAAUCCUAAGCACUUGUCAUAAAAAGUAGAAUGACAAAAACUAGAAAAAUGGAGAGAGGCUUUGGGAAUGUCGGUUACCCAAAGACUUUUGCAAAUUGCCCUUUCUAGAUAUUUGCACUUUUGCACUUACUUAGUUCUCCCUUGCAGUUGGGAACUCCUCAGGCUAGCUCCUCAUCUGAUGGAAAAUGACAUCCAUGAACUUCCGCAAGACCUGCACCAACUGCGUCAGCAGAGGACUUGGGACUAUCCCUUUAAGCACUGAGCCUUGCCUACAAACACAAAAAUUAAAGGAACUUGAACACC